Messenger RNA from Malania oleifera, 3243 nucleotides. RefSeq names its product probable methyltransferase PMT24. Gene Ontology annotation, molecular function: methyltransferase activity. The record is from RefSeq and is a predicted model, not a curated record. The transcript is spliced from 9 exons. The coding region runs from base 384 to 2954 and encodes 856 amino acids. NCBI's taxonomy places the organism in Eukaryota, Viridiplantae, Streptophyta, Magnoliopsida, Santalales, Ximeniaceae. Gene Ontology annotation, cellular component: endosome; trans-Golgi network; cytoplasm.
AUCACGGAAGCACCGCGCUGCCUUUUCCGUAACGCGGCGACGAGCCAUUGGUUCGAUCAUGCCGACUGCUGCUUCAAUUACCAAAUUACCCCUACUCAUCCCAAAAUAUUCACGAUAUCUACCACUACCACCUGCUCGCCAUUCUCGCACUUCGCGUCUCAUCAGCUCAAGUUCAUGACUGCGAGCGACUCUCAGUGUCUCUCGCUCUCUCUCGGCCAUGUCUUCUUGAAUUUCAGCUGAUUCUGUGAAAUCUCCUUAGGUUUCACAGCCGAAGCAAUCGGUUUUGGCGGAAGAAACCUAGGUUCUGUUUUAGAUCCAGUGCGAAUCUCAACUAAAAGAUUCGAAGAACAGCAGGUAGCUCAGGAAUAUUUGUACCUGGCAACAUGGCUAUGGGCAAAUACUCCCGUGUUGAUGGGAGGAAAUCAUCAAACUAUUGUUCAACAGUUACUAUCGUCGUAUUUGUUGCUUUUUGUUUAGUUGGGGUCUGGAUGUUGAUGUCAUCGUCUGUAGCUCCAGUUCAGAAUUCAGAGUUUUCCUCUCAGGCAACUAAAAAUGAGCUGAAGCAGAAAAUAACUGAGAAUGAUUCCAGCCAAUUUGAAGAUAGUUCAGGUGAUCUACCUGAGGAUGCAACAAAAGGAGACAGCAGCACUGUCAAUUCUGAUGGAGAUAACAAUUCUGAUGGUAACCAAAGCAUACGUGGAAAUGAGUCUGAGAAUACAGCAGAGGAACCCCAUGAAGUAAAUCAUGUGAGGGAGAACUCUGAUGAGAGAACAGAGUCUGAAGGAUCCAAGACGGAGGUUGAAAAUGAUGGAGAUAUGAAAAGGGAAGAUGGGGAAUCAAAUUUUGGGAAUGGGGACUUGAAGUCUGAGACUGAAGAAGCAAAGAAAGAGGCAGAGGAUGGUGGAGAUGGCGGAAGAGAAAAUGGUGAAUCAAAUUCAGGAGAUGGAAAUUUGAAUACUGAAGCUGGAGAUAGUGCUGAUUCAAAUGCACACGAGCAGCCAGAAGAGACCUCAGGUGAGAAAGGAACAAAUCCUGAUGAAGGUGAUAAGAAAUCAGAGGCAGAGGAGGGUGCGGAUGAAAGUAAGCAGGAAGAUAAAGUGGAAGAUCGGAGUGAUGAGAAGGUUGAGCCAACUCAAAACAGGGAUUCAGAACAAGGCACUGAUGACAGCAACAAGGAAGCCGGCAAAAAGGACCAGGUUUCAAAUGAGGUUUUCCCUAGUGGGGCUCGCUCAGAAAUAUUAAAUGAAACUACCACUCAAAAUGGAGCUUGGUCAACUCAAGCAGUGGAAUCAGAGAAUGAGAAGCAAUCACAACAACCUUAUUUGUCCGAAGAUCAAAAAGGUUAUGGUUGGAAGCUUUGUAAUGUUACUGCUGGGGCAGACUAUAUCCCCUGUCUUGACAAUUGGCAGGCUAUAAGAAAACUGCGAAGUACAAAGCACUAUGAGCAUCGAGAGAGACACUGCCCAGAUGAAGCCCCCACUUGUCUGGUUCCUCUACCUGAAGGGUAUAAAAGCCCCAUUAAGUGGCCUAAAAGCAGGGAUAAGAUAUGGUACUAUAAUGUACCCCACACUAAAUUGGCUGAGAUUAAGGGUCAUCAAAAUUGGGUUAAAGUUACUGGUGAAUUCCUAACUUUUCCUGGUGGUGGAACACAGUUUAAGCAUGGUGCUCUUCACUACAUCGAUUUCAUUCAAGAGUCUCUUUCUGAUAUUGCAUGGGGAAAACGAAGCCGUGUUAUAUUAGAUGUUGGGUGUGGUGUAGCCAGCUUUGGAGGUUAUCUUUUUGAAAGAGAUGUGCUUGCAAUGUCAUUUGCUCCCAAGGAUGAGCAUGAAGCCCAGGUGCAAUUUGCGCUAGAAAGGGGUAUCCCUGCUAUAUCUGCUGUUAUGGGCACCAAGAGGUUACCCUUUCCUGCUCGGGUCUUUGAUGUUGUCCACUGUGCUCGCUGUAGGGUCCCCUGGCAUAUUGAAGGUGGUAAGCUUCUAUUGGAGCUUAAUCGUGUCUUACGACCUGGUGGUUACUUUGUAUGGUCUGCCACUCCAGUUUACCAAAAGAUUCCUGAAGAUGUUGGAAUCUGGAAAGCCAUGUCUCAACUAACAAAGUCAUUGUGCUGGGAUCUGGUGGUGGUAAAAAAAGAUCGAGUAAAUGGAGUGGGUGCAGCAAUAUAUAGAAAGCCAACUUCUAAUGAGUGCUAUGAGAAAAGACCCCAAAAUGAGCCUCCAUUGUGCGAAAAAUCUGAUGAUCCAAAUGCAGCCUGGAAUGUUCCAUUACAGGCAUGCAUGCACAAAGUGCCAGUAGAUGCAUCAGAGCGUGGUGCUCAAUGGCCAGACCAGUGGCCUCAAAGGUUGGAAAAACCACCUUACUGGUUGAAGAGUUCGCAGGUUGGAGUUUAUGGGAAAUCAGCUCCAGAGGAUUUUAGUGCUGACUAUGAGCAUUGGAAACGUGUAGUGUCCAUGUCUUAUUUGAAUGGCUUGGGAAUCAGCUGGUCUUCUGUGAGGAAUGUCAUGGACAUGAGGGCUCUGUAUGGAGGAUUUGCGGCGGCUUUGAAGGACUUGAAAGUGUGGGUCAUGAAUGUGGUCCCAGUUGACUCACCCGAUACACUUCCAAUAAUAUACGAACGUGGCUUGUUUGGGAUAUAUCACAAUUGGUGUGAAUCCUUCAGUACCUACCCUAGAUCUUACGAUCUUCUUCAUGCAGACCAUCUCUUCUCAAAUCUUAAGAAGAGCAAUAGGUGCAAAUUAGAAGCAGUAAUCGCUGAGGUUGACAGAAUCCUAAGGCCAGAAGGAAAGCUGAUUCUGCGGGAUAAUAUGGAGACCAUAGGUGAGGUGGAGAGAAUGGUUAGGUCCUUGCAUUGGGAGAUCCGAUUGACUUACUCGAAGGACAAUGAAGGAUUGAUUUGUGCUCAGAAGACCAUGUGGCGUCCCGCAGAAUCGGAGACAAUUAUGUCAGCCAUUGCUUAAGCAUGAUGCUUUCUUUAAUUGAACUCUUGAAAUUUUGAGGUUGCCAUGCUGCUGAUGUUAGAUAUUCUUUCACAAGCUCGGGAAGCAUUUAGGAGUGACAGUGGCUUGGUGUUUCCCUAGCCCAUCUGUACGUGAUUUAUGUUAUUUAUAUAAUUGGUCCUUAUAUGCCCCAUAGUUUCACCAUAUUUAUUUCCAUCUCACCCCCCUUGGAUUAAACAGAUCUGUCUGAGAGUUUUGAUUGUAAAAUCGUAUUAUAUGAUAUAUCAAUGAAAUGUUCUUGAAAUGUAAA